This is a messenger RNA of Drosophila albomicans, 2065 nucleotides long. Its product is annotated as dihydrolipoyllysine-residue succinyltransferase component of 2-oxoglutarate dehydrogenase complex, mitochondrial. Gene Ontology annotation, biological process: tricarboxylic acid cycle. The coding region runs from base 172 to 1620 and encodes 482 amino acids. Gene Ontology annotation, molecular function: dihydrolipoyllysine-residue succinyltransferase activity. The transcript is spliced from 7 exons. Gene Ontology annotation, cellular component: oxoglutarate dehydrogenase complex. Lineage: Eukaryota; Metazoa; Arthropoda; Insecta; Diptera; Drosophilidae. The record is from RefSeq and is a predicted model, not a curated record.
AUAAGAGCGAACGUUCGUCGAGCGGGGAGAACGUCGUUGAACCUGCCGUAGACCCACAAAAAAAAAACACUCGAUUUUAGACUAGUUGCAAGAUUUCUGACACAAAGUGCUCGCCAAGCAAUCACACAGCCAACGCAGCUGCUCCUCAGACGAUACGAUAUCAUCACAGCAAUGACGGGCAUCAUUUCGAUAUUAUCCAGACAACUGCCGCGUAGCGUGCAAACUGUCGGUCUCAAAGCCGUGCGAAACCAUGAAUUGCAGCUCAGUGCUCGUCAGUAUUCUCAACUAGCGAUUGUUGCGGCCGCUCAGCAGCAGCAGCAACAACUGUUGCAUCGUGUGGCACCUGCAACGCAACGCUGCCAAGAUGCAAUGCGUGCCUUGGGCUGGCAAAGCUUUCACACUACCUCCAACUUGUGCUCCGCACAGGUGGUAAAAGUGCCACCUUUUGCUGAUUCCAUUACCGAGGGUGACAUUAAAUUUACCUGCAAGGUGGGCGAUUCGUUUGGCGCUGAUGAAGCAGUCAUGGAAAUCGAAACCGACAAGACCACGAUGCCUGUGCCAGCGCCAUUUGCCGGCUCUGUCACCGAGAUUCUAGUCAAGGACGGCGAUACGGUUAAACCCGGCCAGGAGCUGUUCAAAAUGACGCCCGGUGCUGCGCCCGCAAAGGCAGCUGCUGCUCCAGCUGCUGCACCCGCGCCACCCAAGCCAGCUGCAGCUCCAGCAGCAGCAGCUCCCAAGCCUGCUGCCGCGCCAGCUGCUGCCCCAGCAGCAAGAGCAGCACCACCACCGCCACCACCACCAGCAGCGCGUCCACCACCAGCUGCGCCCCGCGCUGCUGCGCCACCACCGGCUGCCGUGCGUCCCGCUGUGGCGCAGGUGAAACUGCCGCCUGUGGAUGGUUCGCGUCAGAUUUUGGGUACGCGUUCCGAGCAGCGCGUGAAGAUGAACCGUAUGCGUCAAAAGAUUGCUGCCCGCUUGAAGGAUGCCCAGAACACGGCAGCUAUGCUGACCACCUUCAAUGAAAUCGAUAUGAGCUACGCAAUGGACUUCAGGAAACAAAAUCUGGAUGCGUUUGUCAAGAAGUACGGCAUCAAGUUGGGCUUCAUGUCCAUCUUUGGCAAGGCUAGCGCUUACGCUCUACAGGAUCAGCCUGUUGUCAACGCUGUUAUCGAUGGCCAGGAUAUUGUGUACCGUGAUUAUGUGGAUAUCUCAGUGGCUGUUGCCACGCCCCGUGGUCUCGUCGUGCCUGUUAUCCGCAACGUGGAGAGCAUGAAUUACGCCGAUAUUGAGAUUGCGCUCGCCGGCUUGGCUGAUAAGGCGAAACGCGAUGCAAUUACCGUGGAGGACAUGGACGGUGGCACUUUCACCAUCAGUAACGGCGGUGUCUUUGGAUCCUUGAUGGGCACACCCAUCAUUAAUCCGCCCCAGAGUGCUAUCCUCGGCAUGCACGGAAUCUUUGAGCGCCCUAUUGCCGUCAAAGGCGAGGUCAAGAUUCGCCCCAUGAUGUACAUUGCACUAACAUACGAUCACAGGAUCAUCGAUGGUCGUGAGGCGGUGUUGUUCCUGCGCAAGGUCAAGGCUGCCGUUGAGAAUCCAGCUAUCAUUGUUGCCGGUCUGUAAGAGGCUCGGAACGAGAACGAAACGAGUCGAGUUCUGUUAGAGCUGCGUCCACGUUGUUCAGUUGAUAUUAUCGAAUCGGCAACCUUAGCAAAAACCAAACAAAAAAUGGAAGCACAGCCAAAUUAUUUGUAUAGAACUGUAAUCGUUAAACUAUUUCAUUUUUUCAUUUGAUGUAAAUUUUCAAAAUUUUCGAGCGUGUCACAAAUCGAACUGUCUUUGAGUUGAAAAACCAAUUAGCGAAUAAUACACUGGCACACACACACACACUCAUGUGAGACACUUAAUAAAAUUAAAAUAAUGCGACGUGGAAUUGUUUUCAAAACCGUAACCAUUCUAAGUACUAUAUUUAUUUUCUGCACCUUAAACAAAAAAGAACAAUGUAAUCUGCACAUGCCAAGUUGCAAUGUCGUGAAUAAAUGCGAUAUCGUUACCGAUACUCAAUCAA